CGUGGUGAGUGGGAGUCCAGACACACCACAACAACCGGAGGGGACAGAUUUUCACCUUUGCCUGCUAUCCUGCAAUCUCCCUGCCUCAUCUACCGCCUUCAUCUUCACUGCUGCCUCAGAGAUGGCUGGCAGCUCUGCAGCCACCACAGCCCUCCUGCCUCCCGUGAAGAACGUGGUGGUGUACAGGAAUGGUGACCCCUUCUACAGUGGACGGAGGUUUGUGGUCAACCAGCGACAAGUGGGAAGCAUGGAGGCUUUUCUGAACGAGGUGACCCAGAACAUAGGUGCCCAGCUUGCCAUUAGGACCCUGUACACCCCGAGGCAGGGCCACAGGGUCGAAGACCUCCAGGACCUUCGGACGGGAGCCCAGUACGUCGCUGCUGGAUUUGAGAGGUUCAAGAAACUGGACUACCUGAACGUAGGAGCAAAAAAACAGCCUGCCACCCGUGAAGAACCCCAGGUUAAAGCAGCCCAGAGGCCAAAUGUUUCAGCUAAAUGGAGGAAGUUUAUAGCUGUGCCCUGCAUUAUACAUGUUUUCCGUAAUGGAGAUAUCCUGUGUCCGCCAUUUCGGUUCAUCAUUCCUCGGAGCAUGCAGCAGGAUCUGGAGCAGGUCCUGAGUCUAGUCACAGAGAAGGUCUGUCUGCGAACAGGAGCCGUGCGCAGGUUGUGUUCUUUGGAGGGAGUGACUGUGACCUCAGCUGGGGAGCUGGAGACCGGCCAUUGCUACGUUGCCGUGGGAACUGAGAAGUUUAAGAAACUUCCAUAUGUUGAGCUGCUGGUUUCAAAAGCUGCAGACAGAUAUUACCCAGGAAAGAGAAGACUG
Messenger RNA from Paralichthys olivaceus (Japanese flounder), 823 nucleotides. The record is from RefSeq and is a predicted model, not a curated record. Lineage: Eukaryota; Metazoa; Chordata; Actinopteri; Pleuronectiformes; Paralichthyidae.